AUGUAUGUAGGCUAUAUAAAGAAUAAUGGUACACAAGUUAAAGUUCCAUUAGACAACAACUGCUACUUAAACUUAUAUGGAGACGAACAAAAGAAAUAUUUAAGAGUUUAUGAAAUGACAGAUAUGACGUUGGCUGACCCAGCUCCAGCACCAUAUUAUUAUGACUAUGGUGUUGACGCACAUGUAGACCCAAAAAAGCAAACAUUAUAUUUAGAAUAUUAUAGAUAUAAAAGAUAUAAUGCAAUAGAAAAAACGAGAAUAGUAUACUAUUAUGAAGAUGACAGAAAUAAAUAUUAUAGUCAAGACUGUACCUACCCUGAAAACAUAAGAUUAUAUUAUAAAAAAUAUUCUGACACAAACCAGAAGAAACCAGAAAUAGUUACACUAUAUUUUAAGUUCAAAAGAGACAAUCCUAUAUUAUCUCAUAUGUUUGAUUUAAUGAACCCAGUAGGUUCUAUUUAUACAUCUAUGGAAGCAAGAGGUCCUCAAGUAAUGUUUGGUGUUGGUGCAUGGGAACAAAUAGUUGACAGGUUUUUGUAUUGUGCAAACUCUUCAAAGGAAACAGGAGGAAGUAAAACGAUUUCAGGUGAAAAUUUACCUGCACAUAGUCACUACAUAGAUUUAAGUACAUCUCAAGCAGGUUGGCAUAAGCAUAGAUAUUGGGAUUGGUCAGGAAUGACAAAAGGUCAAGGAUAUGAUGUUAAAGACGACGUUAAGUUUGCUAUAAAUUGUUACUGGGAUGACACUCAGGGAGAAGGAAACCAUACACAUUUCGUUUCAGGAUAUACGCAAACAACGGGACAAAGUAAAGA
Molecule: messenger RNA, 812 nt
Organism: Trichomonas vaginalis G3
Lineage: Eukaryota; Parabasalia; Trichomonadida; Trichomonadidae
Product: phage tail repeat-like family
Exons: 1
Source: RefSeq, a predicted model, not a curated record